AUGUGGGAAAUUUCAAAACUACUUUUGCUUUAAAACCUUUUACGUAAAGAACAAAAUUUGAAUGGAAAUGUGUUGAGUUUUUUGUUUUAUUCAAAGUUAAUGUUCAUUUUUUUAAUUAACAAUGUAUGAAGAGGAGAACUGGGAUGACGAAAUAGCUGGUUUGCCUCCCAAACCUAUGCCACAACAUCCUGUGGUUAGACAAGAAUGGAGACCAUCAUCUUCAUCUUAUUCAAGGGAACAAAAAUCAAACACACCAAGAAUGAAUACUGACAAUAAUUGGAUGGGAAAGUCUAGAGGAAGAGGAUUUACCUCAAAUGCUGAUCAAGACACCAAUUGGAGAAAUAGAGACUCAACUGAAAAUGACAGCACAUCGUCACGGGGAAGAGGGAGUUGGGGUAGAGGUAGAGGAGGGUUUGGAAGGCAGGACGAAAAUGAUAGAGACAAAAUUAGAGACACUAACACAAACUCUUUCAGUGGUAGAGGAGGCGGCAGGGGCUUUGGUAGCAGGGGUAGAAGUGAUGGUUUUGGUAGAGGAGAGGAUUCAAACAGAGGUUUUGGUAGAAGUAAUGAUAGUGGACAGAGGUCAUUUGGCAGAAAUGAAGAUCAAAAUGGACAAAGUGAUUCUUCCACUAUACGUGUAGAUUCAUCUAUGGUUGGAAGAGUUAUUGGAAAAGGUGGAUCAAAGAUCAGGGAAUUACAAGAUGAAACUGGGGCUAAAAUCAAUAUAAGUAAAGAUGAUGAUGGUAGUGGUGAAAAGGAAAUACAGUUACAGGGUCCACCUGAUGCUAUAGCAAAGGCCAAAGAAAUGAUAAAUGAGCUGACACAUGAUGACAGUGAUAGUUUUGGACGAGGAGAAGAUUCAAACAGAGGUUUUGGUAGAAGUAAUGAUAGUGGACAGAGGUCAUUUGGCAGAAAUGAAGAUCAAAAUAGACAAAGUGAUUCUUCCACUAUACGUGUAGAUUCAUCUAUGGUUGGAAGAGUUAUUGGAAAAGGUGGAUCAAAGAUCAGGGAAUUACAGGAUGAAACUGGGGCUAAAAUCAAUAUAAGUAAAGAUGAUGAUGGUAGUGGUGAAAAGGAAAUACAGUUACAGGGUCCACCUGAUGCUAUAGCAAAGGCCAAAGAAUUGAUAAAUGAGCUGACACAAGAUGACAGAGGUCCACCAAGGUCAUUUGGUGGAGGAGGAGGUGGGGGUGGAUUUGGAAGAGGUGGAUUUGGUAGCAACUCAUCAACGUCUAACACAGAGGCAGCACCUGUGAUCAACUGGGGAAUGAUCAGGGCCAAUAAAGAAAUCAACGAAAAGAAAAAAUGGGAAGGUUUACCCCCUAUUGAGAAAAACUUUUACAUAGAAAGUCCGUCAGUAAAAAAUAUGUAUCCUGAUGAAGUUAGUGAGUUUAGAAAAACAAAUAACAACAUAACAGUUACUGACUUGAGCAGUGAAGGAAAUCGAAAUAUACCUAAUCCUUGCAGAACAUUUGAAGAAGCUUUUGAGCAUUAUCCUGCCAUCCUGGACACCAUAUAUAACCAGAAGUUUACAAAACCUUCACCAAUUCAGGCACAAGCAUGGCCAGUAUUGUUACAAGGUUUAGAUCUUAUAGGUAUAGCACAGACAGGAACAGGGAAGACAUUAGCUUUUCUUCUACCAGCUUUUAUACAUAUAGAUAACCAACCUAUACCUAGGGAAGAAAGAGGAGGGCCAAAUGUUUUAGUUCUGUCUCCCACCAGAGAAUUAGCUCUUCAGAUUGAAACAGAAGUUAAAAAGUUUGACUACAAAGGUAUUAAAAGUGUUUGUGUAUAUGGUGGUGGAAAUAGACGAGAACAGAUCAAUGUUGUCACGAAGGGCGUAGAGAUUAUUGUAGCCACACCUGGUAGAUUGAAUGAUUUAGUCAUGAACAAGAUAGUCAAUGUCAAAUCUGUCACAUAUUUGAUAUUAGAUGAAGCAGAUAGAAUGUUAGACAUGGGCUUUGAACCAGAGAUAAAGAAAAUAUUGUUAGAUAUCCGUCCAGAUAGACAGACUGUCAUGACCAGUGCUACAUGGCCAGAAGGUGUACGACGUCUAGGUGGAAGCUAUCUAAAGGAUCCUAUACAAGUAUUUGUAGGAAGUCUAGAUUUAGCAGCUGUUCAUUCUGUACAUCAGAGAGUUGAAUUGGUUGAUGAUGAUGAUAAGAAAGAUAGGUUGUUACAGUUCAUUGAAGAGGAAUUCCUUCCUGAAGAUAAAGUUAUAGUGUUUGUUGGUAAGAAAUUGAUGUGUGAUCAUUUAUCCAGUGAUCUUAGUCUGUUAGGAGUAGACUGUCAAUGUAUCCAUGGUGACAGGGAACAAUGUGAUAGAGAGGCUGCAUUAGAAGACUUUAAAACAGGAGCUACUAGAAUAUUAAUCGCCACUGAUGUAGCUUCUCGUGGUUUAGAUGUUAAAGAUAUAACAUAUGUGUUCAAUUUUGACUUCCCGAGACAUAUGGAGGAAUAUGUCCACAGAGUUGGCAGAACAGGAAGAGCGGGGAGAACAGGUACUUCCUUAACACUUAUGACAAGGAAUGAUUGGAGAAAUGCAGCACAUUUGAUAGAAAUCUUAGUAGAGGCUAUGCAGGAAGUGCCUGAGUUCUUAGAAGAUAUGGCACAACGUUGGGAGGCUAACCAGAGGAAAAGAGCAGAGGAGAGGGAAAGUCUAAGAGGGAUGGGAGGUGGUAGGGGUGGGGGAGGAAGAGGAGGAAGAGGGGGCAGGGGAAGAAGAAGAGAAGACUUUGGUGUUUACACACCGACGUAUGGAAUAGCUUGAUGUUGGAAAGAAUAGAUAUAAGGCAAAAUGUUCUAGUCAAUGAUGUUUUGUUGUGAUUGUGUCAGUAGGAAAUGUACUUCAUAAUCAAGUUGAGUGGAUGGUUGUAUGUGACUGUUGGCGGAGAGACAGACAUUGUAGAAACGUUUGAUAUUUUUGUGUACAUCUGUUGAUAUAUUGAAAAUGAAAAUUAUGAACAAUUAAAGUGCAAUUUUCAUUGAACAUGUGAUUGAUAAACAGUAUUACAUAAACUGUAUUGUGUCUGACAGUGAAUAGCUAUAAAAAUACACAUGGAUUAUAAAAAAUUUUAAUUUUGAAGCAAGAAAGAAACAAAUGUAAUCCAAAAAUGUUACUGUGAAUUUAGUAGCUUUUAUGAAGGUUGAUAUUGUGUAAAAGGAAUAUGCUUUUACUCAGUUUUGAGAAUAAUACUUUCAUAGUUUGUUAUAAAUCAGUUAACAUGAUAUUUAUAGUUUUUUUUAUGUACAGCAAUCAUGUUAUCCUAUUACAUAGAUUAAAUCAUUGAUAAUCAUCCAUUAGGUGUUUUCAAAAGAAACUUUCAAUACAUCUCAUUCUACAAACGCUGCUUUUCAUUGAUAAUUUAUUCUUCACAAAACAAAACAACUAUUAUUUCUAGCAAUAUACCUGCAGGAAAAGAACUUUAUUUUCAUCCUUAAGUGUAUUUCUGAAAAGUGUAUUUUUUAGACAAGCUUAAGUUAUCAUGUUCAUGUAAUAGUAGUUUGAUAUUUGUUAUUUUGUGAAUUAUAUAACUAACUGACCUUAUUGCUUGCCAUUAAAAAAGUCUGGUAUUUGUUUAAGGUGCGCCCAAUUUUUAAAAAUAAUCUCUGAAAAGAGAAGAUAUUUUUUUUUACUUAAGGUUUGUUUCAGCAAUUGACCUGAAGAUGCUAUCAGAAUUUACAUAACUCUCAUUGUUUUUGAAAAAAUUGGCCAAAGAGAUAAACAUCUUAAAUUUUCACUUAUAUAAAGUCUUUUUAAUUUUUGAUGCAGUUUUUAAAAACAAUUGUUGUGAAAAUUUCAUUAUGAUUUGAUGUAGGUUUUAUGUUUUCUGGAUGGCUGAAAAUCUUUAUUUUAAGUUUAAAAUCUUUAUAUUUUAAGUCAGGUUUUGAUGAGUUAUUUUUCUUUUGAAUCCAAGUAGAAAUAACUGCCUUCAUUUGUUCCAUCAGAUUUGAUGAAGUUUAUAUGAUUAUUGUUCUCUAAAGGACUAACUCCUUAAAUUAUGACAUUUUUGUGUUUAAUUCUCAAUGAAAAUCCUUGUAUGCACUCGGAAUUAAAACAGAUUAGAGGAACCAUCAACAUGAACUCCAACUUUUUAUGCCCCGCCGUAGUUGUUAUAUUGAAGAAACAUAUCAGGUACCACUUUGUUGUUAUUCUAGAAUCUCAAGCUUGAAAAAUGCCCAUAAGAUUUGUAUUGUUAUAGUCUAACAUUGUAAUUUUAUUUACCAAAAUGUGAUAUUGUAUUUAUUUGAAAAAUCUUAAGUAAAGAAUAAAAUGUAUCACAUAAAGA
Mytilus californianus (California mussel) is the source of this 4289-nucleotide messenger RNA. Its product is annotated as probable ATP-dependent RNA helicase DDX53. Lineage: Eukaryota; Metazoa; Mollusca; Bivalvia; Mytilida; Mytilidae. Gene Ontology annotation, molecular function: RNA helicase activity; ATP binding; RNA binding. The record is from RefSeq and is a predicted model, not a curated record. The coding region runs from base 122 to 2770 and encodes 882 amino acids. The transcript has 23 exons.